AUGGACCCCCAAGCCUACCUAAUCCGCCACGGCUGGACCGGACCAGGAAACCCCCUGAACCCGAACCGCCGGCCCGGCACGCACGGGGGCCUUGGGCUGACGAAACCCCUGCUCGUGGCGCGCCGCCAGGGCAACGAGGGAGUUGGGAAAAAGACGACCAAGGAUCCGACGAAUCAGUGGUGGUUGCGCGGGUUCGAGGACGCGUUGAAGGGCGUUGGGAGUGAGGCGCCUGCUGCUGGUGGGAGUCAGCCGAAUGCGUUGACGAGUGAGUUGUAUCGGUUUUUUGUGAGGGGGGAGACGGUGCCGGGGACCAUUGGGGGGAAGAAGGAGGGUAAGAAGGAGGAGAAGAAGGAGAAGGGGGUGAAGAGGAAGAUGGGAGAUGGGGAGAGUAAGGAGGAGUCGCGAGAGGCGAAGAAGGCGCGCAAAGAGGAGAAGAGGCAGAAGAAGGCAGCGAAGGAGGAGAGACGGGCUGCGAGACAGGCGCGGCGGGAGGAGAAGAAGGUGAAGAAAGAGGAAAAGGAGAAGAGGAGGGCGGAGCGCAAGGAGCGCAAGGAGCUGAAGCGUCAGAAGAAGGACCACAAGCCGGAGGAUGACUAUCCUACGCCGGUGUCGAUGGAGUUGGAUUCGGCUGAGUCGAGUGGACGCGACGAGGCGGCUGUUCUGAAGGAGCAGAAGAAGGCGAAGAAGGCCGAGAAAGAGAGCAAAAAGACCAAGAAGCAGGAGGCGACAUCCUCAGCCGACGAGAAACCCAAGUCGACGUCGAAGCCGAAAAAGUCCAAGGACGGGAAAAAGACGCAGGAUUGA
Messenger RNA from Aspergillus affinis, 804 nucleotides. RefSeq lists its product as uncharacterized. Bases 1 to 804 code for a protein of 267 amino acids. The record is from RefSeq and is a predicted model, not a curated record. The transcript has a single exon. NCBI's taxonomy places the organism in Eukaryota, Fungi, Ascomycota, Eurotiomycetes, Eurotiales, Aspergillaceae.